Messenger RNA from Juglans regia (Persian walnut), 3598 nucleotides. Its product is annotated as FT-interacting protein 7-like. Lineage: Eukaryota; Viridiplantae; Streptophyta; Magnoliopsida; Fagales; Juglandaceae. The record is from RefSeq and is a predicted model, not a curated record. The transcript has 2 exons. Bases 308 to 3340 code for a protein of 1010 amino acids.
UCUCUCCCCCAUUCAAUAAUAUAAACCUGUUUUACUCGUUUUCUGGGACUCUCUCUCUCGCCUUUUGGAACCAUCCCAGAACCAAUCCUGGGCUUUCCAUCUGCUUUUCUUCUUCUCCUUCGCUUAUAAGUUUCUCAAAGUCUGUCUGUGAGCUCACCAUCACGGGUUCUUUGUUUUUCUUCUUAUUACUCGGCUUCUGAUCUCAAGUACUCUGUGGCUCUGAAACAAGGUGCCCUACUGACAAGUCCGGCAAGUAGCUUCUUAUAUAAUUUUCACUUAUCUCUUGCCAGUUCUAAACAUACAUAUCAUGAGUAAUCUCAAACUAGGGGUUGAAGUUGUGAGUGCUCAUGACCUUAUGGCCAAAGAUGGGCAGGGCUCAUCUGAUACUUUUGUGGAACUCCACUUUGAUGGACAAAGAUUCCGUACCGCUACUAAAGAAAAAGACCUGAAUCCUGUUUGGAACGAACAGUUUUACUUCAAUGUCUCUGACCCAAACAUCCUAUCUAACCUCACCCUUGAUGCCUAUAUCUAUAACCUUAAUAAAGCCAACAACUCAAAAUCCUUCCUUGGUAAGGUUCGUCUCACUGGGACAUCAUUUGUGCCAUAUUCUGAUGCUGUUGUUUUGCACUACCCUCUUGAAAAACGUGGUUUUUUAUCACGCGUAAAAGGGGAGCUUGGUCUGAAAGUCUUUGUCACCGAUGAUCCUUCUAUAAAAUCCUCAAACCCACUCCCUGCAAUGGAAUCCUCUCUGCCUACAGGAUCAGAUUCAAUCCAAAGUCAAGAACCAGUAGAACAGGUUCAAAAAUUUCUCCCAAGCUUUUUCACUAAUGAAAAGUCCCGGUCAAGACAAACAUUCCACCACCUUCCUAACGCCAGUCCUGCAAAACCACUGCAGCAUAACAUUCCCUCGAUGGCAACCCAGUCAACUGUAAACUAUGGGAUGCAAGAGAUGAAAUCUGAACCACAGGCCCCAAAAGUUUUUCAGAUGUACUCGGGUUCAUCAUCGCAAUCAGCUGAUUAUACAGUUAGAGAGACGAGUCCUUACCUUGGAGGGGGACGAAUUGUUCAUGGUCGAGUGAUACCUGGAGACAGGCCAGUUAGCACAUAUGAUCUCGUUGAACAGAUGCGGUACCUUUUUGUACGUGUUGUGAAAGCUCGUGAUCUUCCUUCAAAAGAUGUGACUGGUAGCCUUGACCCUUAUGUUGAAGUAAAAGUUGGGAACUUCAAAGGAAUUACAAAGUACUUUGAGAAAAAACAAAACCCUGAGUGGAAUGAGGUGUUUGCCUUUGCAAAGGACAAUAUACAGUCAACUUUUCUGGAAGUUGUAGUAAAGGAUAAGGAUACACUAAAAGAUGACUUUGUUGGGCUUAUGCGGUUUGAUCUCCGUGAAGUGCCUACACGGGUUCCACCUGAUAGUCCUUUGGCUCCAGAAUGGUAUAGGCUUGAAGACAAGAAAGGGGAGAGGGUGAAAGGAGAGCUAAUGCUUGCUGUCUGGUAUGGCACACAAGCUGAUGAGGCUUUUCCUGAUGCUUGGCACUCGGAUACAUAUACUCCCAAUGAUAGCGCUUCAACUAUCUCCUCACAUACCCGCUCAAAAGUUUACCAUUCACCCAGAUUAUGGUAUGUCCGUCUUAAUAUAAUUGAGGCACAAGACUUGGUUGCAUCUGACAAGUCUCGUUUUCCAGAUGCAUAUGUUAAGGUCCAGAUUGGUAACCAGCAGACAAAGACAAAACCAAUUCAAGUGCGAAGUCUUAAUGCAGUCUGGAAGGAGGAGUUCUUGCUUGUUGCUUCUGAGCCUUUUGAAGAACUUCUGGUCCUUUCAGUUGAAGAUCGAGUUAGUCCCACCAAAGAGGAGACCAUUGGGAAGGUUGUUAUACCUUUAAGUAUAGUUGAGAGGCGUGCUGAUGAUCGAAUCAUCCGAAGCCGGUGGUUCAACAUUGAGAAGUCUGUGUCAGCUGCCAUGGAUGCGGAUCAGGGAAAGAAAGACAAGUUCUCUAGUAAACUACAUCUCAGUGUAUGUCUCGAUGGAGGUUACCAUGUGCUUGAUGAGCCUGCUCACUACAGUAGUGACCUCCGUCCUACAGCAAAGCAGCUCUGGAAGCCUUCAAUUGGUGUCUUGGAACUCGGCAUUCUGAAUGCUGAUGGGCUCCACCCAAUCAAAACAAGGGGAGAGAAAGGUACAGCAGACACGUAUUGUGUAGCAAAGUAUGGUCACAAAUGGGUUCGAACUCGAACAAUAAUGAACAGCUUGAGUCCAAAGUACAAUGAACAGUACACUUGGGAGGUUUACGAUCCAGCUACGGUUAUUACAGUUGGGGUUUUCGAUGACAGCCACGUUGGUGGUUCAAAUGAUAAAAGAGACUUAAAAGUUGGCAAAGUUCGCAUUCGAAUUUCUACUCUUGAGACUGGCCGAGUUUACACCCACUCUUAUCCAUUGCUAGUCCUGCAUCCUUCCGGUGUCAAAAAAAUGGGUGAAUUACAUCUGGCAAUACGGUUCUCGUGCACGUCACUGAUGAACAUGAUGAUGAUAUACUCUCGACCUGUUCUGCCGAAGAUGCACUACAUAAGGCCUCUGAGUGUGAUGCAGCAGGACUUGUUGCGCUACCAGGCUGUAAGCAUAGUGGCAGCAAGGCUUGGUCGAGCAGAACCCCCGCUUAGGAGGGAGGUAGUUGAGUACAUGUCUGAUGCAAACUUUCAUCUUUGGAGCAUGAGGCGUAGCAAGGCAAACUUUUUCCGGGUGAUGUCGGUUUUCUCAGGAUUACUGGCGGUUGGAAAGUGGUUUGGGGAUGUAUGCAUGUGGAAGAACCCCAUAACAGCAGUACUAGUACAUGUUCUCUUUGUCAUGCUCGUGUGUUUUCCAGAGCUGAUUCUACCAACAGUUUUUCUAUACUUGGUCGUUAUAGGAUUUUGGAAUUUGAGGUUCCGCCCAAAAACUCCUCCUCAUAUGAAUACAAGAAUCUCUUAUGCAGAUUCAGUACACCCUGAUGAGCUUGAUGAAGAAUUUGAUACAUUUCCAACACAACGGGCUCCUGACAUAGUUCGAGUAAGAUAUGAUCGGUUAAGGAUUGUGGCUGGGAAAAUUCAGAAUGUUGUGGGGGACGUGGCUUCCCAGCUAGAGCGAGUCCAGGCACUCCUAAGCUGGCGGGAUACUCGUGCCACCAUUAUAUUUGUGAUCUUCUGUUUUGUUUCUGCCAUUGUAUUGUAUGUGACACCUUUCCAGGUGAUUGUUCUUCUGGCCGGGUUUUACUUCAUGAGACACCCCAGGUUUCGGCGUAGGAUCCCGGGAGCACCACUUAAUUUCUUCCGCCGGCUGCCAGCCAGGACAGAUAUCAUGUUGUAGGCUCGAUAUUGUAUCAAAAUAUUCUCCUUUCAGCGCGUAAGUGUUUUGGAUGUGUUUUGCAGUGAUUGUAAAUGUUUUGUCCAUCUCUAGUUUCUGUUGCUUAUGUUUUCCUGUCAUGUAAGUUGAUACAAAUGAAUGCAAAGCUAUAAUAUCCAUUGUAGUUUUGUAUAAACUACUGUUAGUUUAUUUCUGAGUUUGAAUAAAUUCUUGGUCUGAAUGUCUUUUUAGAUUAAUUCCUAGAGGUUGGCCAAGUUGUAA